UCUACAAGUGUACCUAAAUCCAGUUACAAUCAAGAUGACUGAAACCACUACCGAAGUUGCCGCCGCGGCCCCGGCUGCUGCCUCGCCAGCCAAGACCCCGAAGAAGACCAAAGCCGCCAAAGGAGACGCCAAGAAGCCAAAGAAACCAGCCACUCAUCCACCAGCGAACGAAAUGGUCUUGGCCGCUCUCAAGAAUCUGAAGGAACGGAAGGGAUCUUCACUGCAGGCCAUCAAGAAGUACAUCGGGGCCAAUUACAAGUGCGACGUGGCCAAGUUAUCCAUUUUCAUCAGGAAGGCUCUGAAAGCUGGCGUCGAGAAGGGCACCUUCGUUCAGACCAAGGGAUCCGGUGCUUCAGGAUCGUUCAAGCUGAAGGACAAGAAGGCUGCCGCUGAGAAGAAACCAAAGAAGGCUGCAGGAGAGAAAAAGAAGCCUGCCAAGAAGCCAGCUGCAAAGAAAGCUACUGGUGAGAAAAAGGCCAAGAAGCCUGCUGCCAAGAAACCAGCUGGCGAGAAGAAAGCCAAAGCAGCCGGUGCCAAGGCCGCCAAGAAAGCCGGAACAGUGAAGAAGGCUGCUGCUCCCAAGCAAAAGGCUACCAAACCAUCGAAGGCUGCUGCCAAGAAGCCCAAGACUCCCAAGCCGAAGAAGGCUGCACCGGCAAAGAAAGCAGCUCCGAAAAAAGCCGCUGCCAAGAAGUAAGCUGGGGAUCGAAGCCGUUGAAAUGAAACCUCGUUACAAAAUCAGUCCUUUUCAGGACUACAAAUGUGAUUUCAUUUAAGAGUUAUGUUUUAAUUAGAAUUCCCGCUGCAGCACUUGGCAAUGCAAGAAAACUAAAACAACAUUUUAUUGCUAUCUGAAACGAACAUU
Messenger RNA from Aedes albopictus (Asian tiger mosquito), 865 nucleotides. Its product is annotated as histone H1. The coding region runs from base 35 to 697 and encodes 220 amino acids. Gene Ontology annotation, cellular component: nucleus; nucleosome. Gene Ontology annotation, biological process: chromosome condensation; nucleosome assembly; negative regulation of DNA recombination. Gene Ontology annotation, molecular function: structural constituent of chromatin; nucleosomal DNA binding; double-stranded DNA binding. The record is from RefSeq and is a predicted model, not a curated record. The transcript has a single exon. NCBI's taxonomy places the organism in Eukaryota, Metazoa, Arthropoda, Insecta, Diptera, Culicidae.